Messenger RNA from Drosophila montana, 1332 nucleotides. RefSeq names its product brachyurin. The record is from RefSeq and is a predicted model, not a curated record. Gene Ontology annotation, biological process: proteolysis. NCBI's taxonomy places the organism in Eukaryota, Metazoa, Arthropoda, Insecta, Diptera, Drosophilidae. Gene Ontology annotation, molecular function: serine-type endopeptidase activity.
AGACAGCACGAAGCUGUGUGCAGGGUAUCUACCUCGGCUAGAACACUUGUCCGACUUGUCUUUUGUUGUAGUUAAAGACGAAGGCCUAAGCAACAUAAUCGCUGAAACGUGUGGCAAUUACAUGAAACUGGCUAAAAUUGAAUGCCAAACAGCUGCUGAUUUUCUGUGUGUCUCGGCGUGUAAUUCGCAAAUUCAAUUAACCAAGGGGCCCGGACACGUGCCGUGUCUAUAAAAACAACAAACUACUCGAGUGAAGAGCACACUCAGCAGCACUGAGAUGCUUUACCCGCACGCCUGGCAGCUCUGUCUGGCCGUCUUGGGCCUGGCGCAGGCGUGGAGCACUAAGCACGAUGCCAGCCCGGAUCGGGAGGAGGAACUGAUGUCCAUACGCUGGCAGCUGGGCUACGAGCGCUGGCAGCGUCUGUGCGAGAAGUAUAAGCUGCCCGAGGAGCAACAGGAGCAGCCAGCGGUGAGCACACGCAUCGCACGCGGCGAACUGGCCGAGCCGGGCAUGUUUCCCUACCAGGCGGGACUGCUACUCCGGCUGCGCCAGGGCGACGGCCGGCAGUGCGGCGGCUCGCUCAUCAGCCUGGAGUUUGUGCUGACCGCGGCGCAUUGCCUGCUCGAUGCGGAGAGUGCAGGCGUCUAUCUGGGCAGCAAUACAUAUGCAGAUGCCGCAGUUGCCGGUCAGGUGUUUGAGGUGCAACAGCCGAACUUCAAGGUUUAUCCCGGCUAUCCGGGCUUUGGGGUGAUUGCUUUGGCGCUGGACUUUAUGCAGCCGCCCCUGUUGGAGGGUCAAUUGGUGAGCACUUCCGGCUGGGGCGCCCUGGGGGAUGAUGAUGAGCUGAAUAACCAGUCACCGUUCGAGGGGGAGUCCAAUUUGCUGCACUAUGUGGAUGUGCCGGUGCUGGAGCAGGAGCUAUGCAUUUGCAACUUUCUGCCCGGUUUGGUUAGCACGCGACGUCACAUUUGCACGGACGGGCGAAAUGGACGCGGCAGCUGCCAGGGAGAUUCCGGUGGUCCAUUGGUCUAUCUGUGGCGCAACAUCAGCUAUUUGAUUGGAGUAACCGCAUUUGGCAGCACAACGGGCUGUGAGCUGGGCGCGCCGACUGUCUACACGCGCGUCGCUGCCUAUUUGGACUGGAUUGCGGGCGAAACGGCCAUGGGCGUGGGCGUGGCAAGCGAACAGAGCAGCAGUCAACAGUCAACUAAAUGCAAUUAACGCCUAAUUGUUGGCCAUUAAUUGCUUAACAAUAUAGCCAGGACUCUGGCUGGCUGGCUGGCUGGCAUGUCCUGACAAUAAAACCAAUUAGUUUAACACUAACAAUGAAA